AUGGCCGAUCCCGACAGAACCGACGCUUUCCCCAACCUGCCGCCGCCAAGCCCCGAUAUCCAUGACGGCGUGUUGACGGGCAAUGGAACCAAUGGCAACGGCAAUGUUGCCGAAACACCGUCCAAGAAGGGAGGAAGGGAGAGAAUACUGCGUCGCCUCCAGCGCAUCUCAUCGUCCCCGACCCUAGCGCAGCUGGGUCGCCCCAGGGCUGCAAGCAGCCCCUACCGCAUCGCCGGCAGCUUGUCGUGUGUUAGUCUGGCCUCAUCGGGUGCCUCUCCGUUCGGCCAGCCGAGCACCAGCAGCUCCUACUUCUCGCAAGCCUCGACGGCAGACUCGUCAAGCGCUCCGACGUCGAUACCAGGCAGUCCGGUCCCCAGGUCUCCGGGGUACGAUGGUAUCGAAUCUGUGCUAGCUAUUCGAAAAGUCGAAAUUGCAUCCCCCCCUUCCACCACUAUUUCCCUGCCCGCCGAGGUCAAGAGGAAGACGAAAUCGUUCAACCUGUGGGCUAGCAUGCCCCAUGAAAUCAAGAUAUAUGUGCUCUCCUUUCUUCGGCCCAAGGAGCUUGUGCGGGCAUCGCGAGUCUCCCAGGACUUUUACAAAAUGUGCUUUGAUGGACAGUUGUGGACUUGUUUCGAUGCCUCCGAAUUCUACAAAGAGAUUCCUGCCGAAUCUCUCGCCAAGAUUAUCGUAAAGGCCGGGCCGUUCGUGAAAGAUCUCAACCUAAGGGGCUGUGUUCAGGUGGAGCACUACAAGCGGGCAGAAGUCGUCGUGAAGGCAUGCAGGAAUCUGAUCAACGCCACCCUGGAAGGCUGCCGGAACUUCCAAAGAACGACCCUACACAGCUUGCUCAGGUCCAACGAGAAACUCACUAACCUGAAUCUCACUGGCCUGACAGCAGUCACCAACGCGACUUGCAAGAUUAUUGCCCAGUCUUGCCCACAGCUGGAGAUGUUCAAUGUUUCGUGGUGCAAACAUAUGGACGCCCGAGGCAUCAAGUCCGUGGUCCAGGGUUGUCGCAAGUUAAGAGACGUCAGGGCUGGGGAGAUUAGGGGCUUUGACAACCGCGACGUUGCCGAAGCACUUUUUGUGACCAACAGAUUGGAGCGGCUCGUCCUCGCAGGGUGCGAGGACUUGAGCGAUGCCGCACUGGAGAUGAUGAUGCUGGGGCCGGAUCCCGAAUUCGACAUACUAAGCGGCCAUCCGCUGGUCCCUCCACGAAAGCUCCGCCAUCUCGAUCUAUCUCGAUGUUCGCGACUCACAAGCCACGGCGUGAAGUCACUCGGCUAUGUACUGCCUGACCUUGAGGGUCUGCAGUUGACCGGCGUUACCACCCUUACCGAAGACGCCCUUGAGCCGAUUCUAGCGUCGACUCCGCACCUUGCUCUCCUCGAGCUCGAGGAUCUUGCCGAGCUUACCAACACACUCCUCUCAGAGCACCUUGCAAAGGCUCCUUGCGCGCCUAAGCUGGAGCAUCUCAGCAUCAGCUACUGCGAAAGUCUAGGCGACCCGGGCAUGCUGCCUGUCAUACGCAACUGCACUCGCCUGAAGAGCGUCUUUAUGGACAAUACACGUAUCAGCGACCUUGUGCUAGCCGAAGCUGCCGCCAUGGUUCGCAAGCGCGCAACGCCCGGUCGCCAGCGUAGCGCCCUUCCAAUAAUUGGUCUGAGCCUCGUUGUAUACGACUGUUCAAACGUCACGUGGACCGGCAUCAGGGAGGUCCUCAGUCGGAAUACCGAAAUAGCGAAACCGAAGCCUCCCGCCGACGCCGAAGACCAUGACGAUUCCGGAACUGAAGCCGUUGUGCACCUGGCGACACCGGCGGCCCCGGUGACCCCGGCGCUACCGGCCGAGAUCAUUGGCCUCAAGUGCUUCUACGGGUGGCAGAUGACUGUCGACGAACACACUAAGCGAGUACUUCGUGGUGACAUCCAAGCUGCCAGCCGCCUGGAGCGCAAGUGGGCAGACUACAUGCAGGCAAACGAAGAGGCGGGCCUCGCUGGCGGAGGCGGGAGGAGGAGGAGAAGGAGAGCUCGGGAGGCGCAGCAAGUUCAUGCGGACGAGGAAGAGGGUGGCUUUGGUAUUGCCCCUGGUAGGAGGAGAGCCCGAACUGCAGCUUGCGUGGUGAUGUGA
Messenger RNA from Lasiosphaeria miniovina, 2130 nucleotides. RefSeq lists its product as uncharacterized. The transcript has a single exon. NCBI's taxonomy places the organism in Eukaryota, Fungi, Ascomycota, Sordariomycetes, Sordariales, Lasiosphaeriaceae. Bases 1 to 2130 code for a protein of 709 amino acids. Gene Ontology annotation, molecular function: protein binding. The record is from RefSeq and is a predicted model, not a curated record. Gene Ontology annotation, cellular component: cytoplasm.